UGAGGUCAACGUGUCAUUCAAUUGAUAACGAACGGUUCUAUGGUGCAGGCCGCCAGUCAUGUCGGGUCUUUCGGACUGUAAACGCACCGUCUGACUUUCAUCCGCUCUACGAUUUUAAGUGAUAUGGAAAUCUAUACGUCGGACAGCAGUGAUUCGGAGAACAGCAACAAAGUACUCGACUAUGCGUAUUUGUUGAUGGACCCGCCAACCGUCGAGGAACAUCUCGAUGUAGUUCUGCGCGACGCCAAAAAGUCACACCUUGAAAUCGAAAACAUCAUCCUUCACCACAACAGGUUGAACAUCCUUCCCAAGAACUUGAACAGAUUCACCAACAUUAAAGUAUUAGAUAUAAGCAACAACGGACUGACCACUUUGCCCAACGUAUUCGAAUAUUGUUCUCUGACCACUUUGAUAGCCAAAAACAACAGUCUUCAUUGCGACUCGUUGCCGAAGAAGUUCACCAACACGCUCACAUUGAGGGAGUUGAAUUUGAACGGAAAUCAAAUACAGUAUUUUCCCGAGCAAGUACUCGACUUUACCAAUUUGAAGUACUUGUACUUGGGAGGCAAUGGCAUGCAAAAUAUAUCCAAAAACAUUUACAAACUUGGCAGUUUGCAGGUUUUAUCUUUCGGAGGGAAUAAUCUGACAGAAGUACCAGCAACUUUAGGUCAAUUGAAACAAUUACAAGCUUUGGUACUUUGCGACAACAAAAUCGAAAGUUUGCCAGCGAAUAUCGCUAAUCUUCACAACCUAAAAUCUUUGAUGCUGCAUAAGAACCAACUCAAAACACUCCCUCCAGAAAUCGUUGCCCUUAGAAAUUUAACUGAAUUAAGUUUAAGAGAAAAUCCACUGGUAGUAAGAUUUGUGACUGACAUGAGCCACAAUCCAGCUUCUCUUUUGGAACUGUCAGCAAGAUGUGUUAAAUUACACAACAUGGAUGUCAAACCCGGAGAUGUUCCUAAUACACUUUUGGAAUACCUUCAGUCAGGUCACAGAUGCGUUAACCCUAACUGCAAAGGUGUUUUCUUUGAUAAUAGAGUCGAGCACAUAAAAUUCGUCGAUUUCUGUGGGAAGUACAGAAUACCUUUACUGCAGUACUUGUGUUCGUCCAAAUGUGCUAUGGGAAGAGACGAAGUUGUCAGACCUCCAAAGUCUUACUUGAUGAAGAAAGUUUUGCUGGGAUAAUUCAUUAACCGACUGUGAUUUUAUGUGAAUGCUUUUUAUAAAAUAAAAAAUAUAUAACAUG
This is a messenger RNA of Aethina tumida (small hive beetle), 1246 nucleotides long. Its product is annotated as leucine-rich repeat-containing protein 58. Bases 124 to 1185 code for a protein of 353 amino acids. NCBI's taxonomy places the organism in Eukaryota, Metazoa, Arthropoda, Insecta, Coleoptera, Nitidulidae. Gene Ontology annotation, molecular function: protein binding. The transcript has 4 exons. The record is from RefSeq and is a predicted model, not a curated record.